CGUUCACAGAGCGCAAAUGGGAGUCUCUGACGUGCGCUUUCGAACUUUGUACCCCCCGAAUUCUCACCGCAACUUCCGCCACGCGCGAUGCGGUUCACCAAGCCCUCAUGGGUCAUUCACCAAGACGUAACGACGCGGAACGACCCGCUGAGCGCGAAGCGCCUCUCCAUCUUCUCCGUGCACGUCCACCCGGACGGCUCGCGCAUCGCGACGGGCGGGCUCGACGCCAAGGUGCGCAUAUGGAGCACGAAGCCGAUCCUCAACGAGACCUCGGAGCUCGCGAACCGCCCGCCCAAGUCGCUGUGCACGCUCAGCAUGCACACGGGCCCUGUGCUCGUCGUCCGCUGGGCGCACUCGGGCCGCUGGCUCGCGAGCGGGAGCGACGACGAGAUUGUGAUGAUUUGGGAUUUGGACCCGUCUGGUAGGGGGAAGGUGUUUGGGUCGAACGAGGUGAAUGUGGAGGGGUGGAAGCCGAUGAAGCGGCUGCCGGGGCACGAGAGUGACGUGACGGACGUCGCAUGGUCGCCAGAAGACCGCUAUCUCGCGUCGGUCGGCCUGGACUCGCAGGUGAUCGUGUGGUGCGGCUACACGCUCGAGCGGAUACGCAAGCUCGACCAGCACCACGGUUUCGUCAAGGGCGUGUGCUGGGACCCCGUCGGCGAGUUCCUCGCGACGCAGUCGGACGACAAGUCGGUCAAGAUAUGGCGGACGACGGAUUGGGAGCUGGAGGCGGAGAUACGGAAGCCGUUUGAAGAUUCGCCGGGGAGCACAUUUUUCCGGAGACUAAGUUGGUCACCAGAUGGCGCGCAUAUAACCGCGUCGAACGCGACGAACAACAAGGGAUUUGUGUUUAUUGCCGCUGUCAUCACCCGGGGCUCUUGGACGUCGGAAAUCAGCCUCGUUGGACAUGAAAAUACAGUAGAAGUAGCAUCAUAUAAUCCCCAUAUCUUCCUCCGCAAUCCCUCUCAACCCCUGGCCACAGCCAACAUAUGCUCCGUCGUCGCCCUCGGCGCAGACGACAGGUCCAUCUCCAUCUGGCAGACCAAGUCUGCCCGCCCGCUGAUCGUCGCCCGCGAAGUGUUCGAGCGGCAAAUCAUGGACCUCAGCUGGUCGUGGGACGGUCUUACCCUAUACGCGGCCUCGUCUGACGGGACCAUCGCCGUGUUCAAUUUCGACCCCGACGAGCUCGAGGGCAUCGCGCCGCACAGCGCACAGGAGCACUACCUCGCGAAAUUCGGCUUCGUGUCUCCACCACUACCCGAGGGUUUCUCACACGGCGCCUCUGCGCUCGCGGACGCGGACGCGCAAAGACCGAGUGUCGCACGCAUGACGCCGCCUCCCUCCCCUUCGCGCUCGCCCGAUCGCGGGCAGUCUGUUGGCUUUGGCGGUGUUAACGGUGCCGGCGAGAGGAUCAACACGCUUGUGGCUAAGCGGGGGAAGAAUAAGAAACGGGUGCAGCCGAUGCUCAUGGCGAACGUGCCCUCUGCCUCGACCGCCGCGGCCCGCAGCAGCCACGCUGCCGCCGCCGCCGCCUCCACGUCCGCCCCCAUGUCCAGCCGGGCCGAGAUCAAAGUCCAGUCCCUCCCGCUCCCCACACACUCCUCGUCCAUCAAAUCGCGACACACGUCGGACUCGCAUUCCGCGUCACCGCGCACCUCCACGCUCGGCUUCGGCGACGACAUGGACAUGGACGUGCCCAUCGACGCGCUCGACACCGCAGGGUCGUCCCCGCACGGCAACAGCAUCAGCAUGAACAACAACAAGGGCAAGCGCAAGGCGUCCGUGCUCGACCUCGUCGACGAGCGCGGCGAGCGCCCGAGCAAGCCGCGCACGCUCGGCGGGGACCGCACGCGCGAGCCUGUCGUCGUUGUGCGCGAGCUUGCUUCGUCGGCGUCGGCGUCUUCGUAUGCGGCGCCGGGGCCCUCUGUGCCGCAUUAUGCUGAGGGGGAUGUUAUGCUGCCUGUUGCACCGCUGAUGAGCUAUCUGAGCGCUAAGGUGGAGGGCACGGAGGACGUGUUGGAGGUGAGGAACGCCGAGGGGGGUGCUAGUGGGUACAACGAGGUGAUGUUCACGAGCGGGAAGCAGACGCAGUGGCUCGACUAUCUGCCCUCGCCGGUGCUGGCGCUCGCUGUGUCGAGCUAUUUCUGCGCGGUCGCGAUGCACGAUGGAUCUGUGAAUGUUUAUUCGCAUACGGGCCGGAGGUUGAUGCCUACACUGUGCCUCGGCUCGCCGUGCUCGGUGAUGCACGGCUGCAAGGGCUCGCUCAUGGUGCUCUCCGCAUCUGGGCAGCUCACAUCCAUAAACGUAAAGAAACAAACCGCGCACUUUCCGCCCGUCUCCGUCCGCCCCCUGCUCAACACGCCCAACAGCGCGAUCGUCUCGGCCGCCGUACGGCCGAACGGCGUGCCCGUGCUGCAGUGCUCGAGCGGCGCGGCGCACGCGUACGACGCGCGGUUAUGUGCGUGGACGAAGCUCAGCGAGCGGUGGUGGGCGGAGGGCUCGGACGCGUGGCAGGGGCGGCAGCGUUCUGGCCCCGCUUUGAGCGUGUCGUCGCGCGCCGUCGAUAAGGGGGCGUUGGCGGCGGUGGAGAGUGCGCUUGCUGGUGCGGCUGAGGAGAAUACAAGUCAGAGUCAGGCUGUUGGCGGCGGCGGGGGUGGUGGUGGUGGCGCGGAAGGAGGAAGGGGAGGGGCGGCGAUCGCGGUGCGGCCCGAGUGGUGGGGUACGGCGCUGACGCUGGGUCAUUUGGAGAGCAAGAUGCAUGCGGCGAGGGCGCUGGACAGUGCGGCGGAGUAUAAGCAGGCGCUGCUGGUGUACACGAAGAAGAUCGCGGAUGAGGGAUUCAGGGGCAAGGCGGAGGAGCUUAUCAGGGAGUUUUAUGGGCCGGUGUAUUGGCGGCCUGGGCGGGAGGACGGGAGCUGGACGCCGUCUGUGCUUGGGUUCAGUAAACGAGACCUUUUGCGCGAGGUGUUGGGUAUCUUUGCGCGCAGCAAGACGCUGGCAAAGCUCGCUUUGGACUGGCAGGAUACGCUCAAGAGGGCGGGUACUGAUGAAUUUGUGUGAUGAUGGUUUGGUUCUGCUGGUCGUUCUGUAACUUAUGGUUUUACUUGCUACUGUACUUCUGAUACUAGUAUGAUUGUU
Coniophora puteana RWD-64-598 SS2 is the source of this 3138-nucleotide messenger RNA. RefSeq names its product WD40 repeat-like protein. Lineage: Eukaryota; Fungi; Basidiomycota; Agaricomycetes; Boletales; Coniophoraceae. Bases 88 to 3060 code for a protein of 990 amino acids. The record is from RefSeq and is a predicted model, not a curated record. Gene Ontology annotation, cellular component: HIR complex; nucleus. The transcript is spliced from 12 exons. Gene Ontology annotation, biological process: DNA-templated transcription; chromatin remodeling; regulation of DNA-templated transcription. Gene Ontology annotation, molecular function: protein binding; nucleosome binding.